Mucor velutinosus is the source of this 2049-nucleotide messenger RNA. RefSeq lists its product as uncharacterized. Gene Ontology annotation, cellular component: GATOR1 complex. The record is from RefSeq and is a predicted model, not a curated record. Lineage: Eukaryota; Fungi; Mucoromycota; Mucoromycetes; Mucorales; Mucoraceae. Bases 1 to 2049 code for a protein of 682 amino acids. The transcript is spliced from 3 exons. Gene Ontology annotation, biological process: cellular response to amino acid starvation; negative regulation of TORC1 signaling; positive regulation of autophagy.
AUGAGCUCAUUAUUGGCCAUCUUACUCGUUGUUAAUUCUACCAGAGGCCAUCAUUUUCUCUUUAGUUAUCCACCAGAUCCUCAAAGGCCCUCAUUGAAUCGACAUGACAACAGCUACGCCCAGGAUUUCACUGUGGGGUCUUCCAUGGCCACAAGAAAAUCUCAAAACGACAAGGAAGAGAGCAGACGUUCGUCGACUGCUUCCAAAUGCAACAUCAAUAACAGCGAAAACAACAGCAAUAACAGCAAUCAUGUAGGGAGCAACAAUGAUAUUACGAAAAGAGACAUAUUUGCUGGUCGCGAUACCAUCUUCAAUAUCGAUGUUUCUUUCCUGGCUGAUGCGCUUGCACCUAAAUCACCCUUAUGCGAUAGAAAGUUUCAGUUAAGUAUGGAUGAUUUGACAUUUGUUGGGCAUCCUGUAAGUUUGAGCUCGCCACACCAACAACAGCAACAGCAACAGCAACAGCAACAGCAGCAGUCGAUAGACACAGAGGACCAUGAAACAGACUACAUGACAUCGCCGCUAUCACCGAGUCCUGCCUCUCAAAUGAUUUCUCCUAUCACACAAUCUACACCUUCUACGCCCUCGCAACAACCGUUGGCAUCUACAGCUUCAUACAAUAUCAGCAGCAAUAAAAAGGCUUUGCCAAAUGAUGAUACCAAUGAGGAUUCUGCUGAUGAUGACGACGAUGAUGAAAACGACGAUGAAUCAGCAUCAGAUACAUUUCCUAGCUCAACAUCUAUCCAUAUGACACUAUUUCAUGUUGUAUUCGUCAUGUCACCACCUGAUUUAGAGCUGAAUGCUCAAGUAGAGACCAUUUACAAGAAUGUGAUAUUGAGAUAUUCAUCCGCAUUACGGUACGAGCAGCUACGAUGUGGAUAUGUGCAAGAAGAGAUUGAGAAAGUGCUUGGGUUGAAAGAAGAAGCCUUCAAUAAAGGCAUUCCCUACGACCAGGUGAUGCGAGAAAUACUGAGGGAAUCAUCAUUGGCAAGAGACAUUCGACAGAUCUACACAGCUAUUUCAGCAAACACAGCAGCACAUGUCAUUAUUAACGACUUUAUUGACUUAUCUCUGCAAAUUCCAGUGAUUGGCAGGAACAGCGAAUCAUCCAUGACAGCAGACAGAGAGAGUCUCAUGUCACCCACACAGAGAGCUAAAGACAAUUAUACCGGAUCAUCCUUGAUGGACAUCUACAGCGUAGCAGGCUAUGAGUACGAUAAUUAUCCAGUACUAUGUCCAUAUCACACACUGCUUUUACUAGAGGAUCCAGAGGAAGUAUUGAAGAAUAUGCCCUUGGAUGCAAGUCCAACCUUGGUACAACUCGUACAGAUAUUGACACCCACACAGAGUUUGCAAGAGCUACAUCUGCUGCUUGAUUGCUCACUGGCACAGAUUUAUCGUUUAGCGGCGCACUUGAUCUAUUGGAGAAAGGCUAAACUGAUACACACCAUCAGUACGAGGAACAUCUAUGUGGUGUCACCGACUGCUAAACUUGACGACAUCACCAGCUUGGAAGCUGAUUUCAAAUUGCACAUACCCAACCUUAGCUUACCGGUGCUAUUGUCCAAACUAUCGCAUGCACAACAAUACCAUUUGGUGUACCAUGUCAAGGAACUGAAGAAUCAAUAUUUGGAAGCCAUUACUUACUUGAUUCGUAAGGAUUUGGUAGUGCAGUUGCACAUGUAUUUGGUCCUCUUGGUCCCACCCAACAAGAAGCACGGCAACGAAACACCUCAAUCACAAUAUGAAAGCGGCUCUCAGCUGGGCGACGGAUCUCAACAGCAGCAGCAGCAGGAAACAUCCAACGCCAUCUCGUCCAGCCCCAAUAAUACAAACGCCAACAGUGACGCUGAAUGGAACAGACUAAAGAGACUAACAUACGAGAGAGCACCAAAGGAGGUGGCAGAGUUGUUUGAAAGAUUAAAGCCUUACAUGAACGGCCAGCAUCACAUUGAAGAGAUCAUUUACCGUGAGGGCAUCUCCAGAAGACAGCUUGGUUUAGUGUUGAAGUAUUAUCGUGAAAAGAUUGUCACUGUAUACCAUUACUGA